Messenger RNA from Paraglomus brasilianum, 843 nucleotides. NCBI's taxonomy places the organism in Eukaryota, Fungi, Glomeromycota, Glomeromycetes, Paraglomerales, Paraglomeraceae. The record is from the annotation of a GenBank genome assembly.
AUGAAAGAAGUAGCAGACGCAAAUUUUCCAAAGACUUCAGAAGGAAGGGUUUAUCAUGUUGGAGUCAAGAGAGGAGAAGUUGCCAAUAGAAUUAUAACAGUUGGCGAUCAUAGCAGAGCAAAGGUUCUAGCUGAACUUCUUGAUCAGGCUCCGAGUCCAUACGUCGUGCAGUCAGAAAGAAAUUUUCUUACCAUUACCGGAAGAUACAAAGGAGUGCCAGUGAGCAUAGUAGCGAUUGGAAUGGGUUUUGCGAUGGUAGACUUCUUUGUUAGAGAAGUUAGAGCAGUAGUAGAUGGCGAAUUGGCAAUUAUCAGGAUGGGUUCAUGCGGAACAAUAGGAUCAGCAGAAACUGGAUCGAUGGUAGUUCCCGAUGGCGCAUUUGUGUACCAUGCCGAUGAUCAACUGCAUAAACAGCUCAAAUCGGAGAUCUAUAAACGAUUUCCCCAACCUGAAGUCUACGUCGGUCUAGACGCUUCAUGCGAUAGCUUCUAUUCUUCACAGGGACGAACGGACGUCAACUUUGAUGACUACAACUCAUCCGUAAUCUCUUACAUUACAACUGUCUACCCACGUACACAGACAAUGGAAAUGGAGACGGCGAUCCUGUAUCGAAUGGCAGGAGCUAGUAAUAAUCAUCCACUCAAAGAUAAGAGCAAGAAACACAGUAUCAAGGUCGCAGCUGCUAUGAUGGUAUAUGCCAAUAGGAAGAACAACGACUUUGUUUCUCCCGACAGAGUGAAGUUUUUGGAAAAACAGGCUGGGGAGGCUGUACUUGAAGCCAUCGUUAAGAUCAACUUGGAUGAACUGCAUAGUGAGAAGGGUAGUGUUUGGAGCAAACUAUAG